Messenger RNA from Patiria miniata (bat star), 2268 nucleotides. It is a transcript of the gene tbce, whose product is annotated as tubulin-specific chaperone E-like. The transcript has 14 exons. The coding region runs from base 111 to 1733 and encodes 540 amino acids. Gene Ontology annotation, molecular function: protein binding. The record is from RefSeq and is a predicted model, not a curated record. NCBI's taxonomy places the organism in Eukaryota, Metazoa, Echinodermata, Asteroidea, Valvatida, Asterinidae.
UAAACAAACACGUUGGAACGGCCAAAACUUGCAACUUCACUCACGAUUCACUAGACUGUAGUGUAAAUAACGAAAUAGUUUUCUCCAUACUAGUAAAUUAGUGAAUAAAAAUGCCUGUAAGGACUUCCAGUGAUGAGGGUGUUGGCUUACCAAGUACAGUAGAAAUCGGAGCUCGUUUCAUUAGCGAAGACAGUUUUGGAACCUUGCGAUACGUUGGUGAAGUUCCGCCCACGAAAGGAAUUUGGCUGGGCGUGGAAUGGGACAAUCCAGAGCGGGGUAAACAUGAUGGCUCCAACAAUGGUGUGCAAUACUUCAAAGUCAGUUCACCCACGGGUGGGUCCUUCAUCCGUCCCAAGAAAGCAGACUUUGGCGUGGACUUCCUCUCGGCACUGCGUGACCGGUACGUCCCUGACAACGCCCACACAGCGGACAUUGACGAGAAGGAAUUAUUCAUCCGCGGAGCCAACAACCAAAUCACUAUGGUGGAGAUGGUUGGUGCUGUGAAGGUUGCUAAGGAACAAAGUACCUUUGCAUCCUUGAGAGAUGUCGUCUUGCGAGACAUGAGAAUAAACCAAGUCGGAACCACACAGCUGGAACAGGAAACACCAGGUAUAAAGGAGCUUUAUUUGUCCAAGAACCUGCUGCCAUCUUGGCAAGCUGUGUCUGAACUGACCGGUCAGCUCAAGCAGUUGAAAAGACUUUCACUGAGUGAGAACAGGCUGCAGAUUCCACCCACUCCCUCCAGUCUAGCCAGCUGUUUCUCACGUCUUCAGGAGCUGUCAAUCAAUUACAUGAAUCUCACAUGGGCUAUGGUGGCUGAGUGUGCACCUAUGUGGCCUAGUCUACAGAAACUCCAUGUGUGCUUCAACCAAAUAUCAAGCAUAGACAGAUUAGCUCCGGGGACAUUUGAGACGUUACAAUUACUAAACCUAGAAGGCAACCAAAUAUCUGAGUGGCAACACAUUAUGUGUCUUUCACAUCUACCGAGGUUGGAUACCCUUAUCCUCAAUUCCAAUUCCCUGACAAGCUUGAUGUUUGAAGACACCCCUGCCUCUGACAAGACCCAGCACUUCGCCAGUCUCAGGUCCCUAUCAGUCAGUGACAAUUUGCUCAGUAGCUGGCGAGAUAUUGCCGAGCUGGAGAAGCUAGCCUCUCUGACAGAGCUUAAAGUCAGGAGGAACCCCUUCAUGAAGGACAUACUGCCAGUGGAUGUCAGAUCCUUACUGAUAGCCAGGCUAGGAGGGCUCAAGACCUGCAACGGCAGCAUAAUUAUGGCAACUGAGAGAAAAGGCUCAGAGAUUGAAUACAUCAACAAAACUUGCAAAGAGUGGCUGGCUAGUGGGGGCAGCAGGGACAGUGAGAAGAGUGAUCCGAGUCUAGAAUUCCUCCAACUCCAUCCCAGAUAUCAACAGCUUAUCAAAAAGUAUGGAAUACCAGAGGAGUCGGAGUUGGUUGUCAAGACCCACACUUUGAAGGACGGCCUGAUUGCGGUCACCAUCAGAUGUCCAGACGAUCCUAAUAAGAGAGUACUGACCAAGAAACUCCCAGGAACGAUGGAGUUGCAGAAGUUGAAGAGUCUGAUUCACAAACUGCUCAAAGUAGACGUCAGUGACCAGAGACUGACAUAUACAAGCCAGAAGGUCCCUGGCCAGGAGAUGGAGUUGGACAAUGACAUGCGGGAGUUGUCUUACUUUGCCAUCGAGAGCGGCGACACGAUACUGGUCAGAUGGUGACACCCAUGGCAAUGUGAUCAUUAACUGUUUUGAAUACAAUUGCAGAAAAUUCAGUGUAAUAUUCAGCUAGUAAAUAAAGGUACUUCCAUGGAAGUUCCACGAAUGUAUUCGUCUAGGAAUUCUUUGUCUUUAAUCAAAACUGCAGUGUCCAUUUUGUGGCUGUAGCUAGGAAAGACUUCAUUUGUCACAAUCGUUGUCAUCGUCAGGUUUUUGCAAUUUACCAUUUUGCAUGGAGCUGCCUCAUAAGAGCAAAUUAGUGAGACUACUUUGGCAACACAAAGUCUUUUGCAUUGUUGCCGUGUUGAUUGCAGAUAUGCCAAAAUCCUUUCACGUUUGUUGCAAACUGCCCACGUAAUCAUUUAAAGAUUGUGUGGCGUCACAUUUUUUGUUGAACUUUAUCAAAACACUUAUAGCCAUUUGCAAGCAUGCAAACACACUUGGUUUUAACCCCUUAAGCACGGGGUGUAAUGGGGACAUUCCUCCACACAUAGAGCAAGUGGCCCGCAUGACUGCACAGCCUUUGUGUGGUAGCGGG